AUGCGUGUCACUGAAUUCUUGACGUUUGCGCUGCUUCAAGCCACUGCAGUCAUCUCUACACCGGCCAAAAAGCACGUGUCGUCGUCUGAACCUUCUAUACGACCUAAUCAUGCAAUUGGGCCUUACCAGCCAGAUAAACCCUUCCCUGUUUCGCCUGCACGAACCAAGACUUGCUUGGUGGCGUCCAGCGGCGGUGGCAAAGAUGACUCGGAAAACAUAUUGAAGGCCGUCAAGGAAUGCAACAACGGCGGACACGUUGUUUUCCCCAGGAACACUAUUUUCACAAUUGGUACCGCUUUGGACCUGACUUUUCUCAAAAAUAUCGAUCUUGAUAUCCAAGGUACAAUUCAAUUCACGGCUGAUACCGAUUAUUGGCAAAAGAACGCCUUCAAGCAAGUAUUUCAAAACGCCACCACAUUCUUUCAGCUAGGUGGUGAAGAUGUCAACGUCUAUGGAGGCGGAACUUUGGACGGCAACGGUCAGGUGUGGUACGAUCUAUACGCAAGUGACAUCUACACCCUGCGCCCCAUUCUCUUCGGAGUUAUCGGUCUCAAAGGUGGCCGUAUUGAGGACUUGAAUUUCCGCUACAGCCCACAAUGGUACACCCUGGUUGCGAACUCGAGCCAAGUCCUAUUCUCCAACAUCGACAUUGCGGGAGGAAGCAAUAGCACCCAUGAAGCUAAGAACACAGAUGGUUGGGACACAUACCGCUCCACGGACAUCGUGAUCCAGAACUCACAUGUCAACAACGGAGAUGACUGCGUUUCUUUCAAGCCCAACAGCACAAACAUCAUCAUUCAAAAUAUGGUAUGCAACGGCAGUCACGGCAUGUCUGUCGGCAGUCUCGGUCAAUAUGCCAAUGAAGUCGACAUCGUAGAGAACGUCCUCGUCUACAAUGUCAGCAUGUCCAACGCCUCAGACGGCGCCCGCAUCAAAGUCUGGCCCGGUGCUUCUACCGCGUUGUCCGGCGAUCUCCAAGGUGGAGGCGGGAGCGGUUAUGUGAAGAACAUCACCUUUGACGGAAUGACUGUCUCCAACGUCGACUACGCCAUUGAAAUUACCCAGUGCUACGGCCAGAAGAACCUUACGCUUUGCCACCAGUUCCCAGCCAAACUCACCAUCUCCGACAUCACCGUCAAGAACUUCAAGGGUACUACGAGCAAGAAGCACGACCCGAGGAUUGGGUACUUGAUGUGCUCUAGCCCGGAGGUGUGCAGCAAUAUCAAGAUUGAGAACAUUGAUGUGAAGAGUCCGAGUGGAACCGACUUGUAUACUUGCGGUGGCAUCCCGGGUAUUGAGAAGCAGGUCCAUUGCGAUGCUCCUAAGGAUAAGACGGAUCCUAAUUCUUCCAAGGCCUCUAAGCCAUCUAAGGCUUCCAGGUCUUCCAUGAGGUAUUAA
Molecule: messenger RNA, 1398 nt
Organism: Plenodomus lingam JN3
Lineage: Eukaryota; Fungi; Ascomycota; Dothideomycetes; Pleosporales; Leptosphaeriaceae
Gene: PGX1
Product: Exopolygalacturonase
Biological process (GO): carbohydrate metabolic process
Molecular function (GO): polygalacturonase activity
Source: RefSeq, a predicted model, not a curated record